Molecule: messenger RNA, 3687 nt
Organism: Platichthys flesus (European flounder)
Lineage: Eukaryota; Metazoa; Chordata; Actinopteri; Pleuronectiformes; Pleuronectidae
Product: E3 ubiquitin-protein ligase TRIM35
Exons: 6
Coding region: 229-1806 (525 amino acids)
Molecular function (GO): protein binding; zinc ion binding
Source: RefSeq, a predicted model, not a curated record
CUUGUGAUGCCACACAAAUGAUAUUUAACAUGUCAUUAUGUUGCUCCCAUCUCUCAGCAGGGAGGGGGUGUAUAGCAGCUGAGGGGAGGACUUUAAAGUUACAGAGAGUUUAAAUGAUUUUGCAACCUGUUGCUAAGCUCAGACUUUGGGAGGCACAGUCAGAGGCAACAAUCUAAAUCUUGUUCAGCUAAAUAGCAGUUACAUUGUGCUAAAAUUUGUAGCACUGUCAUGGCUGACCAAGAAGAAGGAGAGAGGUUGGUACAAGACAGAGAUAUAAACACUCCUGGUAAUCAAAAUGAAGACACCACUACUGUUGGGGACAGAAAAUCUGAGGAUCAGCUUCCAAUCCAACCUGAAGAAGAGAACGAGUGUCCAGGCUGCCAGGCACUGGGCGUCCUGACAUUGCCCUGUGGCCACAAACUGUGUCCCUCGUGUAUCGAGCUGAGUCAGGGAGAGCUGGGCCCGGCUGGCUGCACAAUCUGCUACAGAUCACAGCUGAUGGACUCGGUCCUCCAUACUAUGCUUGAAGCCCUGUUUCAUGAUCUGCCCAGGAGACACAGAGUCCUGCCUGGAGCUGCAGAGGAGAGUGUCAAGGGAGCAGAGGAUGGAUAUAACGUGAUGGUGAAGGAAGAGCGGUGUGAUCGGCAUGGAGAAGCGCUCACUUUGUUUUGUCUGCAAGAGGAGAAGCUGCUCUGCCAGCAGUGUCGGACAGAGGGUCAUGAAGAGCACCAGUGCUGCUCUAUUGAGGAGGCUGUUCACAACUGUAAGAGAGAGUUGCGAUCUGCUAUCAGAAGCCUCCAGGUGCAGCUGGACAGUUUAACAUCAAUCAGACAAACCUGGAAGGAUACUGCCACUCAUAUCGAGAGUCAAUCAGUACAAACAGCCCAGAUUUUGAGGGAUGAGUUUGAGAAGAUGCACCAGUACCUCCAUGAUGAGGAGGCUACUCUGAUGUCACAGCUGAACCAAGAAGAAGAGGAAAAGAGUCACAGGAUUAAAGAAAAGAUUGACAGGAUCAACGAUGACAUACAAGUGUUGACCAGCAGAAUGCGAGAGACAGAAGACUCCAUGGGCUUGGAUAACAUCCUCUUUCUUAAGAAUUAUAAGAAGAGCUCUGAAAGGGCUCGGUGCAGUGUAGAGGAGCCAGAGGAAGAAUCAGAAGCUCUGCUUGAUGUGGCAAAGCACCAGGGCUGUGUGCAGCACCGUGUCUGGGACAAGAUGCUUAAGAUCAUCCAGUACUUUCCAGUGACCAUGGACCCUAACACAGGCUCUGUGUGUUUAAGUGUGUCUCCUGACCUUUCCAGUGUGUUUGUGUGUGAGGAGCAGCCUCUUCCAGACAAUCCAGAGAGGUUUGUGGGCCCAAAGAGCAUCCUGGGUUCGGAAGUCUUCAGCUCAGGGAGGCACAACUGGGAGGUGGAGGUGGGAGAUAACAGGCACUGGGCUCUGGGCUUGGCCAGAGACACAGUCCAAAGAAAAGUCUGGUCCAACUCUGAUCUAAACCCCAGUCCUACCUUCGACUCAGACACAGACCCAGGUCGCGGCCUUUGGACAGUGUCCCUCUCCUCUGGGGAGUACUGGGCCUCCCCUGGCCCCAGCACCCCACUCAAGCUGAGAAGAAGGCCACGCAGAAUCAGAGUUCAGCUUGACUGGGAGAGAGGGUCUCUCACUUUCUCUGAUGCCAACGACAACAACCUGAUCUAUCGUUUUAAAAAGCAGUGGAAUGGAAAGCUGAAACCCUACUUUUCCAGUACAUGUUCUAACAAUCCACUGAAAAUCACAGCAGGGAGGAUGAAUGUUACCAUAGAAUAGUGUCAAAAGCCCUUUUCAGAAAUGUGCUGUGGAGGAUCUCCAGAGAAAUCAAUCUAAUUUUAUUUGUAUAGCCCAUAUUCACAAAUCACAAUUCGUCUCAUAGGGCUUUAACAGGGUGUGACAUUCUCUGUUAACAGGGUAAAAAAUACGUAGAAACCUCAGAGAGAGACACAUGUGAGGGAUCCCUCUCCCAGGACGGACAGAAGUGCAAUAGAUGCCACGUGCAGGAAAACAUCAUCAAGAUUAAAGCUUUUAGCAGCAUUGAUGAGGGUAAACCUUUUGAAGGAUAAUUUCAACACUAUAUGUCAAGCAGUCCUGCUGCAAUCAUAGUCCAUGGUCAGCAGCCAGCAAGAUCAUGAUCCACCUGAAGGAAAUAAAAACCUGGAUGACCCGCAAUUUUCUCUUAUUAAACUCAGACAAAACAGAGGUUAUAAUACUUGGCCCCAAACACCUUAGAGAUGCAUUAUCUAAUGAUAUAGCUGCGCUAGACGACAUUGCCCUUGCUUCCAAUGAAACAGUCAGGAACUUGGGAGUGAUCUUCGAUCCUGAUUUAUCCUUUAAUAGUCACUUAAAACAAAUUUCUAGGACCGCUUUUUUCCACUUGCGUAAUAUUUCAAAAAUUAGACCUGUCCUUUCACAAAAAGAUGCAGAAAAACUAGUCCACGCCUUUGUUACAUCGAGACUGGACUAUUGUAAUUCAUUAUUAUCAGGCUCCAGCAGGAAGUCGUUAAAGACUCUACAGCUUGUCCAAAAUGCCGCAGCACGUGUCCUGACGAGAACAAAGAGAAGAGAGCACAUUUCUCCGAUAUUAGCAUCGCUACACUGGCUUCCAGUUAAAUCUAGAAUAGAAUUUAAAAUUCUCCUCCUCACCUUCAAGGCCCUUAAUAAUAUAGCGCCUUUAUACCUUAAAGAGCUGUUAAUACCUUAUAAACCCUCUAGAGCACUCCGCUCUCAGAAUUCAAGCCUACUUGUCGUCCCUAAAUUCUCUAAAAGUAGAGUAGGAGCCAGAGCUUUUAGCCAUCAAGCCCCUCGGCUGUGGAAUAAUCUACCACUUUCAGUUCGGGAGGCAGUCACCAUCUGUUCGUUUAAAAGUAGGCUCAAAACCUUCCUUUUUGAUAAAGCUUAUAGUUAGAGCUAAUUAGUGCGCCAGAACGUUACUUGUUCUAUUUUGUGACACAUGACACACGGAGCUUCUCUUUCAAGCUUCUCCUUCCUCUUCUCCAUCCCUAUCCCCCUUCCCAGGAAUCCCUUUGCUUUAUCACCCGCAGAUCCAGGGUCUCUGUGGCCGCACCAUGGAUUACGGUUUGUGGAUCGCGCACCGGGGGUCGCGGUGUUGGAUCCAGUGUUGCGGAUUCUGAGUCAUGUGGGCUGAUCGUGGUGCUGGUGGCGGACCCUGUGUCGCGUUGGCAUUGGGCACGGGCGGUGGACCAGGACCGCGGUGGUGGCUUGUGAUGGGUCCUCCUGGUGGGCGGCGAUGGACGGUGACUGAGGACUGGAGUGGCGUCUGGUCUGGAUGGUGGAUCGUGGUCUAGAUGGUUGCUGAGCAUGGACUGUGCUUGCAGCUGGACUGCUUGGCAUGUCAUGUUGGGGUUGUCAUUCGGGAUGUCUACCCUCAUCAAUGCUGCUAGAGACUUUGAUUAUUGAUGAUGUUGUCCUUCACGUGGCAUCUAUUGCACUUCUGUCCGUCCUGGGAGAGGGAUCCCUCACAUGUGGCUCUCUCUGAGGUUUCUACAUAUUUUUACCCUGUUAAAAGGUUUUUUUGUAGUUUUUCCUUACUCUUGCUGAGGGUUAAGGACAGAGGAUGUCACACCCUGUUAAAGCCCUAUGAGAUGACUUGUAACUUGUGAAUAUGGGCUAUACAAAUAAAAUUUGAUUGAUUGA